Xyrichtys novacula (pearly razorfish) is the source of this 21789-nucleotide messenger RNA. NCBI's taxonomy places the organism in Eukaryota, Metazoa, Chordata, Actinopteri, Labriformes, Labridae. The record is from the annotation of a GenBank genome assembly.
CUUCAGACAGAUCCAUAUUUUACCCCCGGGUGGAGACACUUGGCCUGGGUAAAGAGAAACUCUCAAGAGGGGGGCUCUGGAGGUGUUUCACACACUGAAAAGAGAGUGUGGUGUGUGUGUUUGCAUCAUUAGCAUAAUUAAGAGUGACUGCUGAGAGCGCACAGACGGGCUUGUGUUGGCACUCCCCCCCGAAACUCCCGGUUUGACAAAUUAUGUGAAUGAAUAAGAGGAGAGGCGUAGCUGGCUCGACAGAUGGGGUCAAACGGAGAAGAUAAGGGACCUGUGUGAGCGUUCCGGGACUGCUGGCACUCUUACAAUCGCUGUUUUUGGGCCGUGGUCCAACUAAAACAUGUCCACUUUUUUUUCCCUAGCGUAGGAUCACGCCAAAGAUGGUGGACUAUUGUGUCUUUUGUCCUUGUGUCGCUGUGUUUUCCUCCAGCUUAAAAUGCUGAGUGGUUUGGUAAGUCUUUGGCUCCCGCGAGUAAGGCGAGGUUACUUCGUGUCAUUGGAAUCUGCGCACAAUAAUGGACCCAGACCCCCCUUUUCCUCCUUAACACCGGCUUGUGAACCCCCCUCUAGAAAAAACUCUGGUUUAAUCGACCCCCUACCCCUUUCUCCCUUCUUUCCCCCGACUUCUCUCUGUCUUCUCCUUCGUCCCGUCAUCCAUCCUGGUACAGCUGGGUCCCCUACACGCUCAGGAGCUGUCAGUGCUGCUAAAUGGUUCCCAGAAGAGGAGAAAUAAAAACACGAGAGCUCGAUUCAAACUUCUAAAGGAAUGCACCAACUCCUUGUAGUAAGCACUUUACCUCUCUCCUCCUCUCUCUCUCUCCUUAUUUGUCUCUCUCCCCUCCCUCUGUACCUCUCUUUCUCUCUCUCUCUUCCUCUCUGAUACAGCGUCGUUGCCAUGGCACCGCCUGCCUGACUCAGUACAGCGGUUAAAACACGGUCACUCUCCGGCUUUUUUGGUGAUGUUCACUCAGCAUAUUGGUGCGCGCUGGCUAGACGCAGCCCCACUCGGUUGUGAGUCUUCGCUGCGCAUAACUCAACUCGCGCUCUGUCCCGGGAUGAGACCUCUUCACCAUCUGUGAGGUGGGAACACGCGGGGCGGGCGCACGUCGUCUCACACACCUGCUGGAUGGAAAUAGAUGGAGGAACUUGCGCCGCAAUCGAGCGAUUGCUUCACCUCCUCUCGUGGUCCACGGGGGAGCGCGCUUGUAAGCUGAUUUAACCCGGGGGAUGUGAAUACCUCUCCGGGAUUAGAAGGUUAUUGGGUGAACGACGACAAUGCCCCGCGGCUCGGCCCGGCACUCCCGGCUAUUGUUCGCGCAGCGGCGGACGCACGGUGCCCGGUCUCCCUCGGAUCGUCUCCUCUAGCUGUACCUCGCCUUCCCGGUGUGGAUAAGGAUAAUAUGACUUCCUGGCUCCUCACAUACGGCAGUGUCCCUCUGUAUCUCGUGUUGGUGUCUCUCUGCGCAGUGGAAGCCUCCGGUGCCGGUGAGUGGAGCCUCAUUAGGGGCCAAUUACAUAAUUUCCCAGCAAUUAGCCCACAUCUUCAAUCAUAUCAAGCACCCUUCUCAGCCAUCUGUGCGCUCUGUGGGACUCUUAAAUGUUUCAUGUCAGGGAUUUUAGGAUUAAAUUCCCACACAGCUGUCAUUCUUACAUCUUUUAGUGGGAUUUUCAGUAUUGAAGAGAAACAUCCAGCUCCAGGGAACACUCAUCCUCUUGUUCCAGCUUGUAUUGAUCAGUGCAAAUUAAAAGUUAAAUGCUUCCCCCAUUCAAGCCUCCAGGAUGGCUAAUUGGGUCAGAGCUGCUUGUUAGUGGGCUGUUAGUGAUGCUGGGACCUGCAGCCUUUCUCUGUCCCACAUUCCAGCACUGAAACUGCUCUGGAAAAUAGGAUCCCAGGAGAUAGAUCACGCCAAUGAAUCAUUAACCCCUCUACUUGUAAGCCCCGGGUCCGUUUUGUUGCCUUUCUCUCCUUGUAGCAUCUUCAGAUCCUUCAUCACAGCAUUAAAGUACCUCGCCUGAGGGAUUUGUCACUGUGUCACUCCAUUAAUUCAUUUGUGCACGUUUAGCACUUACUGAUUGACUCAUGAUUACACGUCUCCCCCCAGAGUGCUUGUGUGUGUGUGGGUGUGUGGGAAAAGAUCCAUUGCGCCACUCCAGCGACUCAAGCACCUGUUUCCACACUCAGGAGCUGUCUCCCCCUCCUUGAUAGCCAGUGAAUACCCUCACAUGAGAUGCUAAGUGCUGCUUUCAUCAUCAAAAAGUGUGCAUGAGAUCUUUAAAUGUCCACAGGGCCUCAGCUGCAUGGCUAAUGAGUGUUGACACACACAUUCUUUCAUAUGCUAAUCACAGAUUCCUCAUUUCUCUUAUACUCUCUGGCUGUCUUCCUCCUCUCCUCUUCCAUUCUCUGCCUCUUCCUUCUUUGUCUCUCCUCUUGCAGGUGACAGUGCGUGCUGGUCCCCUACCAUCACUUCUUGUGCUGAGUGUCUCAAGCGAGGCCCUCAGUGUGCCUGGUGCUUCGAGGAGGUAGGAAUGUGUUUUAAAAGUGUGUUUGUGUGUGUGUGUGAGAGAGAGAAAACGAGAACGUGGCGGACAUUCAGCAGCAUUCCUCAGAUGACACACGCUCUCAGAGCUUUGAUGCCAUCCGCAGAUGUGAAUAUAAUGUGUAUGUUCGGGCUUAGAGGCCUGCCCUGUGACCUGAGUGUGUGUGUGUGUGAAUGUCUCCAUGUGGGCUUUCUCAUGAGACGGAGCCGCUCUCUAUCCAUGUGUUUAGUCUGGGCCCUCACACAUAUCACUGCGCUUCUCUCAAAGUGUGCAUCUGCCGCGCCUGUCGCUGUUUGUCUGUAUCUGUCUCUGCUUUCCUGGUGUCAGUCUGUCUCGUUAAAAGACCACCCCAAAAAUCAGACUUUGGAAGCUGUAAAUCCUACACACACACACACACACACACACACACACACACACACACACACACACACACACACGGACACACACACUAACUUGAAAAGGCAGUUGACAUGUGUGUGUUUACUGACUUCAGGUGCUUUCCCAUCCUUUGAACUCUCACCUUAUCUGACAUCAUUAAACGGGGCCUGGAUCAGUGGUGUGUGAAAGCAUUCAGACACCACCUCUGUAGCCUCCUACACACACACACACACACUCACACACACACGCAGCAUCACAGAGCUAUGCUUGAGAAGGCAGAGAAAAUUACGCAGGUACAGUGCUUCAAUAAUACGCUUGUUCAAUUAUUCCCCUCGACCUUCAGUUUAGUUGAAUCACCCUACGAGGAAAGUCCGGGGAAACCGCUGUGAAACUUUUUCAAGACAUUAAAAGACAAAUUACACCCACAGUGAAAGCCAUAAAUAAAACCAAUUCAGUCGAGCUCUCAGCUACAGCUACACAUUUACUGCCACAGCUUGUAUUUAAGGCUGUGUGCUGUUAGUCCCUGUGCUAUCUCUGCUUUAAAAACCCAUACUUACAAACAGGGCUAUUUCAUUCUCCAGUGAAGCAGCCUCACAGCAUCAUGUUUUUUUAACCUUAGUUUACAGAUUCUGCUUAAAAGUCCAGAAUAUGUAGGGGCAGCAUAAGACUUAUGUGAUGUUUGAGUUUGUGUGUUACUCUUUCUGUGAUUGGUGUCAACAAACAGGGAAAUAGUCAGUGUAGAGCAUAAGGGCUGAAGUUAAGCAUCCGUGAACCCAUCUGAGGUCAAUCACUGAUGAUGUAGCUGCAGUAAACAUCCUUAAACUGACAUCUGUAUGCAAGUGGAGCUCAUUACACUCUUAGAUAUCAUCUCCCGACAUUAACUCCACCUUAUUUCUUAUGUUGCCGGUGGAACUGCGAUCAACGUUAACUCCUUGAAAAGGAAAAGCUGUGGGCUGAAUUCCUUUAGCACCAAACCUAAGAGGUUGUUUGUCACAUAUUAGUUGAUUAUGUCCUUUCUGAAUGCACAUUAAAGCUCCUGUAAGGGUAUUUUUGAUGUUUAUGAAAUACACUGAUAUCCAUAUUGAUGUCUUUUUAUGACGUGCCAAAAAAAAAACAAAAAAACACGACCAUUUGUAACAAGAUUGAUUAUUUUUAUUUUGUAUUUUUAAUUCCUUAAACUGGUGCCAGGGGGUAGAUGUCAGCCAAGUAGCUAAAGAGGAGCCCUGUAUUUAUAAUUUUCACAUAAAAUAUUCACAGUAGAUGAUACAUUUGUCCUUUAGUAUGAGCAGGAUGAGCCAUUUUGUCUAUAAACACUACUUGACUACACCAAAGACAAGAUAAGCAGAGACUGCUUUGUCCACAGGGGGCGCCAACAUUGACCCAAACCAGAAAAAAAAAAAUGGUUAAAGAGCUUCACCAAUUCAACUUUUUCCAGCUUCCUGAUGGCCCUAAGUGCUCAUAUCAUCUUUACCCAUUCAUGAAAAGCACCCAACUACCUGUUGACAUCUAUUAUUCAUACACAUAUAUUCACCAUGCCUUUCUGAGGGGUACCAAUUUAACCUACAUUGGACAAUUGCACAUAAAAAAGCUGAUUACACAGUAUAAGCAUGUAGGAGAUGAUGUGUAGAGAGCAGGUGGUUAUGCAGAUUAAAAUUCCAACAAGGUGAGCAGCUCCGUAAAGCAAAGAGGUUCAUACUGAUCUGCGUAUUUGCAGUGAAGCAGCUGGACUUCUGCCGGAGCCUUUCCCCUGACGUCUCUGUCCUCUUUUAGCUCCUCUAUUCUCUGAGCUGAGCAGCUGACACACCUUUAAAUAUAAAUGAGGGAAGUGUCAAAACUUUUUAAACUGUUGCUAUUAUCUCUGCCGCUCGUGGUUUGGGUUACUUUGUAGAAUUUGGCAACUUCAGAGAUGAACUCAUCAGCUCUCUUUUAUCUGAAAGGUUGUGGUCCCAGCAGCUCCUCAGACUGCUCUCACAUCUGAUUCAGUAUUCUGUCAUAAUUCUCCAACUCUCAGGACAAGCCUUUGAAAUGGUAAAACUAGUGAACAAGGAGGAUUCAUUUAGCUCCUGACCGCUCAAAAGGCCUUAACAUUCCAGGUCACCUUCAGCCACAUCCAUACGGUCAGCAUGUUUACCUGUCAUUCAAUUGACAUCAAUUCACGAUUGAUUUAUUGUGUUAGUUUAACUAAAACAGCACUGAAUCGAUUUUUUUUCAGUCAGACCACCAUCUUCAGAUAAUGCAUCUGGGGAUCUCCCACAUAUACGCCUUAACUGGACUGAAACUGGCCUUGGCAUGCUCUGCAGUUCCCACGGCAGGCAUUAACCAUAAGGAUAGGAAACAAAACCUUGAUCGAAAAUGAUAAAGCUGUUGUAUCAGCGAAGUUAAAGUUAAAGAGCUGUGAAGUUUGUCAUCCUCUUGCUAAUUGUUUUGGUAUUUGACAUAGUAGGUCAACCCAAUAGGGACAUAUCAUCACCCUUGAUUAUAGUUGGCAUUAAAAAUAACCAGCUUCUAGGACUAUCCUUUAUAUCACUCACUCCUUUACAUUUACUUCAGUGAAGUUGUAUUUUCGUUGGUUUAGUUUGCAGUAGCUGAACUUUUGCUCUUGAGUUGUGAAAGUGUCUGUGACCCUGUUCUAGUUUAGUCUGGUGCUAAUCUUUCCAGUGUGUUUGUGGGAGUGUUUUUCUUAUAUGCUGCAGUACCAAAGGUCGCUAAUCCACUACACUAAAGCCGCAAGGCAUGACGCUGUUUGGGCUGGUUUGCAACAAGAAUUGCUCAGUGAGGACCUGAUUCAAUCAGAUCCUUUCAAGGAAGAAUUGAGGCUAUUAGACUCGUUUUGUGUAUACCAGAGCUGCUUCUUUCAUUGAACUUCCCUUCACCGGCUGAUCAGAUAUGCAAAGUAAGGUGACUUGGCAAAAAACAUGAAACUUCCUCUUCCACUAAACUGAUGAGUAACUCUGGGAUCGCAGCAGGGAUAGAGAUAGGUCUGAUGUAAGUGCAACUACACCACGCUUCAAAACAAACAUCAUAAAAUGAGAGAAAUAGAAACUGAAACCGAGGGGGCUGAUACUGAAACUGUGUGGGAGGGAGUGUGUGAGAUGUGUGUGUGUGUGUGUGUGUGUGUGCGUGUGUUUACUUGAGUCUCUAUACUUUGCCAAAAGGCAGCUUUAGAUAUUGACCAUUUCAAAGUAGAGAGGAGUUAACAGGCAAACAGGACAGAAAUCUCUAUUUUUUUUAUUCAUGGCUGUAUUUUUGGAGGGUUUGUUUCAUAGACUCUAACGUGGCAUCCGAAUUGACCUUCUUGUUUGUGACACUUUGUUCUUAUCCUUGAAAUGGGAUUAAAAUGAUAACAUCUUCAAAACAGCUCAGCCGUGUUAUCUUCCCAGCUGUCUGCUGGAUUGUUCUUCUCUGUCUUGUUUGGGUAUUUGGGUUGUUUUUCAUGUUUUACUAAAGCAAAAAAACAUUUUUAAAAAGAGACUUGACCUUCCUAAUGUGUCGUCUAAUCUGCAGGACUUUCUGGAUGGGGCGGGCCCGAGCCAGCGCUGCGACCUGCCGGAGAAGCUGCUGAGUCGAGGUUGUGGCCCAGAGUUUUUGGAGCAGUCUGAGGUCAAGGUGGAGGUCAAUGCCACCAUCAGCAGCACUCAGGUGUCGCCGCAAGACAUCAAAGUCACCCUCAGACCAGGUAAAAGUCUGUCACGUUGUGGAUCUGAGACUCAAAACUGUGGAGUAGCUUUGAUUUAAGUUAAGUUUGAGUUCCAAUGUGUGAUUUGUGAGGUUUUACUUUGACUCAGGUUCAGAGGCCAGCGUUGUGGUGGCUGUGAAGCAGCUGGAGCGUUAUCCUGUGGAUCUUUACUACCUGGUUGAUGUGUCGGCAUCCAUGCAGGAAAACCUUGAUCAUGUAGGUGGUCUUUUGCUAAGCUGAAAUUUAUUUUCAUCUCAACUGUAACCUGGGCAAAAUUUCCACGCCUUACCAAAUGAUCUACAUUCUUGCGUCUUCCUGUAAGCUUUCUGUAUGUGCUUUGUUGUUAAACUGCACUCUUAUUCUGACGUAUAUAUCCUUUUCUUUUCUACCAUCCUAUGUUCCUCCCUGAUCCAGCUGAAGACGGUGGGUGUGGCUCUUUCGCUGCGGAUGACAGAGCACUCCUCAGACCUCUGGCUGGGUUUCGGCUCUUUCGUGGACAAACCAGUCUCCCCUUACAUCAACGUCCACCCCUCAAAGAUCAGCAACCCCUGCAGGUGAGACAGAGGAUCUGUUAUUUGGGGUGUUAAAUGCUUCGAAUACUCUCUAAGUAGCUCAUUAGUGGAUGCUCUAUCUGCUGUAAUGAAUGAAUAAUUUAAAUCAGCCUCAUUAUAUUCCACGGAUAGUUUCGCCUCUUUUAAAAAGACAAGAGGAGGUGUGUGAUGUUUAAAAAUGCAUCUGAGGAAUCUGCACUUAAAAGUUCCUCCUAAUUUUGUGUGGUUUUGUACGGCAAGAGCAGGAACUUAGUCAUCAUGAACUUUGCUUGAAGACAGUUACUAAUUUUGAGGAUCCAAGUCUUUAAACUUUCCAGUAAAACCUCUUCCCGCACCAUCUCUGUCCCCCCAGUGAUUACGAGAUCCGCUGUCGCCCGGCUCACGGAUAUCACCAUGUCCUCAGCAUGACCGGAAAUAUGAGCGAGUUUACCCGAGUGAUCAAACGCCAGCGGAUCUCAGGAAACAUGGACACACCGGAGGGAGGACUGGAUGCAAUGCUGCAGGCUGCUGUCUGCAAGGUGUGUGUGUGCACAAAAGCAGUUAGUGUGUGUGCAACAAAUGAAUAUGAACAAAUGUGGAAAAUGUGUGAAUAAGUUCAGAAAAAUGAGGGAUCACCCCUUCUUGGUGGUGAGCUCGCCUGCUGGUGAAAGAGGGUUUUAUUGCAGCAGUCUGGUGGCACUCUGACUCAGCAUUCAGUCUUACCCAAAGAAUCUCAGUAAGUAAUGACACAAGUGCUUGGGUAUGACACAAACACACACACACAGAGAGGCCCACAUUUGGUUACACUAUGGCUGCAGGAGAGCUGUGAAUCACACCAUGCUGGGGGCCCUGAGUAACCAGUCUGCAGGGAAACCCAACAGUGGCCAAGACUCCAGAAAUAGACUCUCCACUAUGUCAGACCCACUUAUAAACUCAGUGGGUUUCCUUAAAUACACACACACAGACUCACACAGACCCAUUUUCUCACACUGUCACUGACGAGUCAGACAGAAGGAGCCAGACUCUGUGACGUGGUGGAGGAAUUCUUCGCUGCUCCUCGUUUAACAGAGCGUUACAGAAAGAGCUGAUCACCAUGAGAACUAAUGUGGUUCAGAUGAGCAAAAUGUUUGAAUUUGCGGUUUCCACCCACAUGUGUAAAUCUCUGACAAAAUAAAGCAUCGGCAUAUUUUUUGCAUCAGUCUGUGUGAAAACAGCUGACUAGUGAAUAAAACUGAGAGGAUAUAUCAAAGUGCUCCCAAAACACAGAAGACAUUUAAGAUUGCUUGCGAUGCUCCUUUGGUUUCAUGAGCAUCAAAUUCUGGUUUGGAAACCAUCUCUUAUAUUAAAAAAAUGUUGUCUCUCUCUCUGGCUGUAUCUCUCUUUUUAGAGAGCAGUGGGAUGGCGACCGGAGGCGAAGCAUCUUCUGCUCCUGAUGACUGAUCAGCCGUCUCACCUCGCCCUGGACAGCCGGCUGGCAGGGAUCGUGACGCCACACGAUGGUCUGUGUCACCUGGAAAAUAACGUGUACAUGGGGAGCACAAGAAUGGUGAGAGGAGAGGAAAAAACUGAGCAACCAGGCUUUAAAGAAACCCUUUUACUGGGUGUUUAAUAUGCACGGUGUAAAUACCUCGAUGAUCAUUGCAUCCAGAAAUAUUCCACAAAGGCAGAUUAAAGCCCCUGUGAGUAGAUUUUAACUAGUUAAGAAAUAGACAGAACUCAAUACUCAUAAGUUUUAAUGAGCAAAUGAGACCAUUAGCGACACAGCUGGUAGUUCUUAUACUGGUAUUUCUGCCACAGGGUAAAUGUCGCACAACUUCCUGUUUUAACAACUUUCUCACAAAUAAUCUCUCUUUAGGAAAAGUCCCUUACAUGAUAUCAUGUUUUCACCUCAUUAUCUUGAACCUAAAGCAUCACAUUUAUCACCAUACUUAUGGAAAACUUAAAAAAAAAAAUGAAACAACACAAUCAGUUAAAUUCAGGAAAAGCAAGCAAAAGGUAGAGCAACAUAUUCAUAAACUUUACUAAGACACGGGAUUAACUUAAAUGUCAUCAUCCAUUUCUAACGAUGUCCAGAUUUAUGAGUUAUCCACAUCACAUGAAACGAUUGUUUUUCAUGCUUUUAAAAGUUCUCUCUAUCUUGCAUUUUUGUUGCUUUUUUCCCUGCAUUAUAUUGCUAUGCUUUUAUUUUGAAGGAGACUACUUCCAGUAGAUCCUAAGUCAUGGAACCAAAUGAAAACAGUCAAUAGAUGCAUCCAUAACCUGAAGAGGCACAAGCUUUCACAGUUAAUGUCAGUCUUUAAAAGUACUUAACCAUCUCUGAGAGGUGCUAUGGCUAGCUCACUAGCAGCUACCCCUUUUUAUUCGCUGUUAUAUGAUGUGUAGCAACCAGCGGAAAUCAAUGAUUUAUAUUAUCCUAUACCUUAUUUAGCACAAUAUAAAUAUUUUGGAGUUUUUUUUUAAAAAGAUGUUUAUCAUCAAUACUGGGAUAUCUUGACAGCCCUGGUCCCUUUAAACUCUAUAGAACAAACAAGGUAAGUGUUAAUCUGCAAGUUUUCCAAGUUUGGUAGUCUAUUACAUCUCUUAAAAACAACCUUAGAAUUAACAUUAUUGAUAAUUCAGUUUCUUUAUAGCUGUAUGAUGCUAAAUUAAAUAUCUUUGCCUGGUGGGAGCCCAUAAUUGUUGGUUUUGGGCUUAUUUCUUCUUUGAAGACUAAACAACAAGUUAAAGGAUGUCUUAGCUGCAUCUAAAACAGGCUGAAAUUAAUCCUGAUUAUACAAUACCUGUUAAAAAAAGACAGUUAGUGUAAUGAUCAACUACUUCUAUAUAAUGAUUGUGAAAGUCUGGAUCUGCACACAGGGGGGUAGGUGCAAGGCAAACUCAAAGCUGCUGAUCAAACUUUAAAUUUUUUUUUUUCCAUUAUCCAGAUAUUCAAAUGAACUUCUCUGAAAGUAAUUGUUAGUUGCAGAUCUAUAACCAACAUAUCUGUCACUUUAAGUCUGGAGUGGUCCAUAUGGACUGCAGAAUAAGGGAUGCAUGUUACUUGCAGAUGUCAUACAGGCUGUUAGGUUUGCUGGCGUGUGUUCUUACAGUGAUACAUGGCAAAGAUAUGCUGACCUCAGAGGAACAUGAGUCUGGUCUGAACCUUAUAUGGUCCAUCAGAGCUACAUUAAAGAUUUUAUCUGCCUCUUUUUCAGGACCAUCCCAGUGUGGGGCAGCUGUCUGAUAAGUUGCUGGAAAACCACAUCUACUCCCUGUUUGCUGUGGAGAAGCAGCAGUACCAGUGGUACGAGGUAAACUCUUCCACAAACAUCAUAUGACCUGAAUUUUGAGCGAGAAAGCAAAUGUUACGGCAUCGCAGUGUUUUCCUAACCUCCUCUCCUCUUGGGUUCUCUAGGAGCUGGUGCGCCUGCUGCCUGGCUCAUACCUGGGGAAACUGGGCCUCUUUCAGGCUCCGAAUCUUAUAGAGCUGGUAGUGGACGCUUACAAGGUAUAGAGCACUUCUCAGUUUUACCUGCAAGUUUUAAAGUUAACUUCUUUUUGCAUAUUUUUACAAAGAGGAGGACAAAAACAAGGGAAAGGUUAGAGAGAAGAAGGUCAGAGCUCUGGGUUGUAGCUGUCGUCUGUUUUAGUCAUGGGAGCUGAACAACACAUUCCUGUUUGCAGAAAGAGGGCCUCACUCUGGGCUACUGCAUGUUCCUGGAUGUGUGUUAUAAUUAUGCACAAAAGUAGGAGCGACUGUGCAGACUGCUAAAAAGACAAGCCCUUGUAAUCCAAACUUUGAUUCUGCCGUUUAGAAAACAGAUGACAGGCGAAGUUUUUGGUUGCUGAAGGCCUAAUGAAACAGAAAAAAACAGAGAUGAGAACAGGAGGUUAAGGAGGGGUGAGGCCUUCACUGUCUGUCAGUGUGUGUGUGUGUGUGUGUGUGUGUGUGUGUGUGUGUGUGUGUGUGUGUGUGGUUCGUUCAGCUGGCAGUACUCUAGGCUGUAAUCUCGCCUCAGGCACAACGCCCCAUUGUUUGCUUCGAGAAUCUGCCGAAUCCACAGAUCCGGGUGCACACACACACACACACACACACACACACACACACACACACACACACACACACACACACACACACACACACACACACACACACACACACACACUAUCGCACACACACACGUACACAAGCAGCAGCACAGCCCUGAACAGAAGCUUGCAUUAUAAAAGCUAUCAGAUCCCCGCGGAAACCAUGUGUCCUAAUCACGGAUGAAAACAACGAUGCUAUUUUCGGCCCCACCUCCUUUUUCCCAUAAUACCCCCCUGUAUUUCAGAAAGGAAGAAAGGACGGCAAUGAGGGCUUUCUGGGGACAUGUGACAACUUAAAUUAAUCACACUUCUUCCUUUCUGUAUCUCUGUCAUGCUCGUUACUGUACAUACACUCUUACAUAUCAUACUCAUGAAAAUUUAAACUCUUCUGUACUUCUCUCAGCUUUAAUCUCCUCAAAACAGCAUCAGACUCAAUAUUGCUCUCCCAUCCUCUUCAUGCAGAGGCUGUUGUCGGAGGUAUCAGUGUCAGUGGCAGUGGACGACUGGGCAGUCAGCAGGUACUGGGUGUCCGUAUCCCCCAUUUGUCCUGAUGGAUCUACAGCGAAGAACCAGAGCUGCUCCGGGGUGCAGCCCGACCAGACGGUACACUGACAAAUAUAUCUAUGCACCACACACACACACACACGCACACGCACAGGUUUAACACAGCAGGAGGAUUAAAGGGGGAAAAGUGUUACAUGUGUAAGUAAGCCUCAGGGGAUGUCACAGGAUAUUUAUUGGUUGUAUUGGAUUACUUUGACACAUACGAUCACACUCGCACAGUCACUGCCGAGAGCUCUACAAGGAAGGAAAGAUUUGGUAAAUAAUCCUGGCUGAGCGGAUUACAGGCUGUGUUUAACAGCAAAACAUUUCCAUGUGAUUCUAUGACCUUACCUCGCCAAAUAUGACAGACUUCAGGCUCCAAAAUAGGACGUUUAUAUAUAGAAAUAUGAUCUUUCUGCUUUUGAACCUAAGGAGUAUAUUCAUUUGAGCCUGCGCCUAUACAAAACCUCUUUAUCCGGUCUAUACAGAACCCCCUUUUGGUUUUAAUUAUAACAUCUCUCUUUGGAAACGUUCCUUCUGCUCACUCCCUAAAUUACAGAUGAGAUAUCUGUCCUCUGUAACCUUUCAGGGCUCUUAACUGUGUCCAACACUGAGAUGCUUAAUCGCAGCUUCAUAGUCACUCCAUUGUACAAAAAAAGAUUGAAGUCCUUUAAUCCAUGGGUGGAUUAAAGUGAAUUACUGAAAGUCCCACACUUACCAGAAUGGAGAUAAAAAUCAAGUGGAAAGCCUGCCUGUGAAUUCAGAGCUCUGGGAUGCAACCACACCAACGGAAAAAAAAUAUUCAUGGUUAUUUAACUCACAUUUGUAUUCAACUUCCCUCAACUUUGUUAUCUAAGACUGUCAGAAUUGUGCUGCAAGAGAAAGCUCAUCUUAAAUUCUUUCUUUUGGUUGCAAGAGUAGAAGAAAAUUACACACUUUGCUGCUGGAUCUCUAAGCUGGGUCAGACCACAAAUAAAGGACUAUUACACAGUUUUAUGUGCUGUCUUGCCUUAUGUGUAUACUGAAUCUGCCACCGUUUAAAAUAUGAACUUUUACUUUGUCUGUUAUCCUAACUUUAAUUGACUUCCUGUGUAGGUCUACUUCAAUAUCACGAUCGGCCUGCACUCCUGUCCUGCUGAUGUUGAAGAUGAACACGUUCGAGUCCUGAUCCGACCCAUAGGUUACAAUGAAUCCACGGUGGUCAGGAUCCACACCAAGUGUGGCUGCAGUUGUGGACCAACGAAGCGCUGCCAUGACGAAAGCCAGUCAGCAUGCAGCGGGACACAAGAAGGGUUCAGUGAGGAGCAGAGGAUGAACCAAGGACUGGUUAUGAACUCAAAUAGAGAUUCAAGCUGGAACUGCAGAGCGAAGGGGUCUGACGUGGACUGCAGCGGCCGAGGAGUGUGUGAGUGUGGGAGGUGUGUGUGUGAUCAGAGCAGACUUGGGAUGGUGUACGGGAAACACUGCGAGAAAGAUGACUUCUCCUGCCCGUAUGAAGGAGGGCUGUUGUGUGGAGGUAAAGGACGCAGACUUUAAAAAUCAAUCUUUAGAGUCAAUGACGCAGAUGUUUAAUGUGCACGGUGUGUUUAAGCCCCUCUCUUCCUGUUUCGACCUUUUCCCAUCAGGUCGAGGCGUGUGUGUAUCAGGUGAAUGCGUGUGUGAGGACAGCUGGACAGGUGAUAGCUGUGGAUGUCCUGUCUCCUCGGCAACCUGCCAAUCAGCCAGCGGUUCGAUUUGCAGCGGGCGGGGGAGAUGCGUGUGCGGGGAAUGUGUGUGUGACGACCUCCAAUACUCCGGAGACUUCUGCGAGAGGAAUCUUGCACGCCAAAGCACCUGCCAAUCAUACUGGUACUUGUCGGUUUCUGUUCCAACACAAAGCAUGAUGGGAGUUCUCACGGAUCUAUUUAUAGUCGCAGCUGACACUGAUGUCUUCUCUCGCAGGAGUUGUGUUGAUUGCCAUGUGUCUCACAGUCUGACUCAACGAGAGGCAGGACUCUGCAACAGUACCUGUCCUCCAUCUGUGGGCUACAUGGACGAUGUAUCAGGUACAUCCAGUUCAGUCUACAGCGUCUGCUCUGACCACUUUUACACUUUUUAUUUCAGUUAGCUUGGAGGUCAUGGUGUUCUCUCACAAACUGCUCCAAGAACAGACUUUAGAAAAUAGUGCCAAAUUACACUUUAAAACAGUGGUUCACAAGUUGGAUGUUUCCCUGCUCCAACACACCUGAUUCAAAUGAUCAGCUUGUUAUUAAGCCAUGACAGAUCUUGAUAACGAGCUGAUCAUUUGAAUCAGGUGUGUCGGAGCAGGGAAACAUCCAAAACAUACAGGACAGUGGGCCUCGAGGACUGGACUUGCAAACCACUGCUUUAAAGGACCUGUAUGUAAGCUUAGGGGUGUCUAUUGUCAGAAAUGUAAUUUGAUAUCAUGUUCAUCAAAUGUGUUUCAGUAUGUGUAAAAUAUUUGGGGUUUUCUACCUUUGGAAAUCCCCAUCUUUCACUGACUAUCCCCAUGAUGAGGAGCUAUUUUUCUUUAGAAAGAGACCAGAAGGCAGAAGUUCACAUUUAUAACAGAACAAACAGGAACAAUAGUCAUUCAGCUUAAUUUAAACGUCAUUCAAAGCAAGCACAAUCUUACGAUGGAGUAUUAAGGCCACAUAAAAAAAAAAAAAACAAGAUUUCAAGAUUAAAGGCAUUAAUUUAUGAGAAUAAAGUCAUUACUUACGAGAAUGAAGUCGUAAUAAAAUCAUUAUGAUACUUAUGCUAAUGUGGUGCUGAUGUGCCAAAAGAUUAAGUAUCUCCUUGUUUGAGAAACCUGUAUUGAAGUACAUUUUCACGAAACGCUCCAUGGCUCUCAUUUCAACAACUGUCAUCUUAAACAACAGGUUAGAAUAUAAGGACUUUAAUCUUGUAUGUAAUUACUUAAUUACGACUUUGUCCUUGCAAGUAAUUACUGUAUUGCAACUUUAUUCUCAUUAGUAAUGACUUUAUUCUCGUAAGUUAAGGACUUUAAUUUCGAAAUCCUAAUUUUUUUUCUUAAUGUGGCCCUGAUACUCCGUCACACAAUCCACCCUCUACAUUCUAUAUCACAAUAAUAACAAUGACAAUAUAUGAAGAAAACAAUUAAAUUAAAAAUAUGAGACCAAAAUCAAAACUCACAGCUCAUUUGAUGCUUCAGCUGAUAGUAAAACAUCAUAAUAUAACAGAUUUGACAUAAGCCAAUAUCAUCAACUAGCUAGCAGCUGCCUACCUGUUUCAGGUAGUGCUUGUUAACUUUCAUGUUUAGUCUAUUACAAUGAAUCCUCAGAGCUUGAAUGACCAAACUGUGUAGCAAAGUGAGUGAGGGCAGCUUUUUUUCUGAAUGCUUUGGUUUCUAUCUCCUUUAAACUGAACACCGCACUUGCUGACAGCCCAACUUGUAAACAAAAAGUACAUAUUUUCCAACCUUAUAGAGCUAAAGCAAACAGUUUAGCAAACAGUCGUCCGUGUGCACAUUCAGCAGACGUAAACAGCAGUCAUUUCCGUAGCCUGACUCUGACCUCUCCCUGUUUAAAUCUGCUCAGUUAAACACAUUUGACUCUUUAGUAACAAAAUGUUCCUCUUAGUUCUGCAGCUUGUCCUUCACUUUAUCUGCUCUCUGUUUGGUGCUGGUCUGGCGAUGUAAAGCUUUUAUCUAAUGUUAUUUUCAGCUGCAGAGAAACAGACGGCUGUGGCUGGAAAUAGAUUGAAUCUGUAGUAGUAAUUUGAUCGCUUGCAGCAGCCGUAUAAAAAUAUUGACCCGAAAAGCUUUCAGGUGAGAACUUAAGACCCAUAAAACACAGCAGCUUUUCUGUAAUGCUCCUCUCAUUGAUUCUCCUGUUUUUAGAAGUCCUGGAGGAUUUUCUCUAAGGCUCAAAGCUUAACAUGUCUGGACUGAAAAACAUUUCAUCCAACUUUCUCUCUGUCUCCUUAUUUUCAGGAGAGACUGGAGUUCAGUGUAUGUACAUCAAUAAAGACAGCUGUCACUAUCGGUUUCUAACCAGCUCACAGUCCGGUCAGACCCAGCUCUACAUCAACAUGAGACCAGGUAGUGUAAAUACACACACAAGCACACACAAACACACACAUCCCUUAUUCCAGGUCACUUCCGCUGCUGCCAUUGCCCUGGUGUAUUUGAGUCAGCAGGCCUGCUGUCAGUGUUACAGCUGUAUUUUACAUUUCCCCUCAGCUCCCAGCUCACUUUCUUCAUUUUCACAGCCUCACACUCACUCACACACACAUAAAUAAUUUAAAACCCACAGGUUCACACAUGGUUACAUACAAAAACACGAUUACACGUCCAAGUGUUACAGUUCAACCCCGCCUCCCCAAGUUUUGGAACAGCGGAGCUCAUUGUGCGUCACCCCCCUCCUCACCACCUCCACCCACCUCCAUCCCCCUCCUCCACCCCAACGGGACACUCUCUUCCUGCUCACGCCCACUCCUCCCGGGUGCAGCGGGAGCCAGGUCUCCAUGGUAACCGUGUUACAAAAUGUCAGAGCACUCUUUGGGCCCUUUGUGUCGAGCGUUGAGUCCGUCAUCUGCACAUGCUCCCCAGCAGCUGACUGUGGAGUGCAGCAUCACUGGCACAGCUGCCACUGGCCGAGCUGUGGGCGAAGUAUCCCAGGACAUUCACCAAACUGAAAAACUUUUCAGCUUUCAGAGGCAUCUCGGUUUCACAAUAUGCUGUUUAAAAAUUCAUGACUGCUAUGUCUUUGGAGCUUACUGCUAAAAUACCAGUUAUGUAUUGAUGUGUACGCCAGCCUGACAACUUUUGCUUGGAUAGCAUACUGAGCGUACUUUUACAUCAAUACUUGGACACUUUUUAAAGUUCUGCAAAGUUCAGAUUUUGCACAAGUGACUUAACUUGACGUCUUUUCUUAUUGUUGCAGCAAAAUUUUGUCAAGUUACAGAUCUGAACACAUCUUCAACUCUCUUAUGAAGUAUGGCUCUGGUUUCACCAAGAAUUACACAGCGUUUACCCCCUGCUACAUGCUUCAUUUCACGAUCUAGUACAUUGUACCAAUGAUAUUCAGGUGCAAACAUGCAGAAAAGCUUCUGCAGCUCUGCACACUUUGCUCCAGUUCUAUACAAGCAGCAACCUCCAGUCUUAAGAAGUUCAGCCUAUGUGAAAGUGGUACAACUGCAAUUCCCAAAGUGCCUUGACUGCAAACCCCCUACACACCCCUACACAGACAUGUUGCAGUCGUGCUCAAAGAACAGUGUUGGUCUGAAUGGCUCAUUUUUGUCUAGGCACACAGAGUACGUAUUCACAUUAAUGAUAUUUGGGUAACAAGUCAGCCAAUUAGAGGCCAAGCUGACUUAACUGGCAAGCAGGUGAAUUGAUACUGUUCAUGAGGAGGCUAAAGGUCAACCUCAGCUCUAUCUAUUUUACUCAUGGUAGGUCGGCCUCAUGGCUUCAUGUCAGGUUGAGUCUGCGUUUUCAAUAUGGUGACUGUUAAGGGCAGGCGUCUAAACUCUGCUUCAAGGGUCUUUACCAAGACUACAUCAAGGUGUUGUACAGUCUGUGAUUUAAUCCUGACUGACAUGAGCCGUAAGCAUCUCCACACCUUGCUGCGCAGGGCUGCACUGUGCACUUUCAUCCUCAUGGGGCUAAAUCUAAUCUAUAUAAAUGAAGAGCUGGAUGGACUGUGUUUAGUUUUACCAUUCAAGUCGAGACAUAUGUGACACAAAUUUUGCAAUGUACAGCUAGUUUACCUCCUGAAGUGCAAAGAGCAGCUCUUACACAUGACAAAAAAGACUGUAUGUACAGGGGUAGACUCAGAGACAGCCACAGACUUAUUUAACUCCUCAUUCUUAUAAAAACGGUCAUAUUUGAGUUACAUUAGCAGACAUAUUGUGCAAAUAUAUAAUUCUUAGUCACUCAGAAGUCGAGUUGCUGUCUUUGUUGCGACAGAGUUUGAGUGUGAAAUGCGUAUAAAUGCUCCAACACAAUUACCACCAACUCUAAGCAGAUGGAAAAAAUUUCCCUCUGUGUGGCACUGUCAACGGCAGUGAUUUAGGUGUUUUUGCUAUGAGGCUCAUUUGCAUAGAAAAGGCCAUGUUUUUGCUCCAAAUGAAAGCAUGUGGGCUCAUUUAAAUGUAUGCAAACAGCAAAGAAGCACAGGGACAGUAUUUGCUCAACAAUGCACUUUGUGGAGCACUUCCUCCUGUGCACAUGCUAUGAUGAGGUCUUGAUACUGAUGAUCCUACUUGUUGGUGUAUCAGAUAAAUCAGGAAACAUUACUAGUUUCAGGUCAUUUUGUACAAGCAUCAGUGUUAAAUUAAUUUAGAUUAUUUUUUUAAAGAAAUAACGUACUUUUUGUUGACAGUGUCAUGAAAGAUUUGCAACUUUUUCAGGUUCUGUAUUCAGUUCACAUAUGAAGUUUCCUCUAGACUGCAGUGUCCUCUUUUUAAGACUUCCUAACUGUCACAGUCAAAGGCACCCUGCCCUUGUUCUCUGCACUAAAUCCCCAUGUGUGUUGUGUGUCUGUGUGUCAACAGAGUGUGCCAGCAGCAGGCGGCUAGUGGGGACAUUCCUAAGUGUGUGUGCUCUCACCGUGCUGUGUGGACUGGUGGUGGUGGCUGUGUCCCGGCUGCUGCUGCAGACACGAGGGAAGUCAGCAGGGGGCGCCUCUGUGGAUGGCGGUUACAUCUGCACUGGGAAGGUAAGCUCUUAAACAUCAAGGUAAACAUUUGCACAUCAGGGUUAUUAUGUAAGGCAGGCUUGCAUGGUCCUACAGCCCUUUGGAUGCACUGCUUUCCGCUUUUUUUCACGUUUGUCCCCUGAAACCAGGAGUAGAAAUCUGAGUCUGCUGUUACAGAUACAGCUGCACUUUAGAUUUCCUCCCAACUCCCUGUUCAGCACCCACAGAGUCCAGAUUUGUGAGUUUACAGUGACGUACGGCACCUUUGAGGAGGGGGGAAUAAUGGAAAUUUCAUCAAGGAUUGGGGGAGAGUAUGCGGGUGUUCUGUAUGACAGAGUUUGGGUUAAUCACAAAUUGGGAAAUCCCCCUCAUUAAUUAUUGAUCCUUAAACACAAAUUAUCCACAUGAUACUACUGGUAAUGUAUAAUGCAUCUGCUUGGAUUUGAUUCCAGACAUUUUUUACUCCCUGUUUAUGACCAUUAUGUAACUGCAUAUCCUGAAAGCUUACUUUCUCAAAUGUAUCAGCAUCUGCAUUAAUGAUUUCUGACAUUUCUCUACUGGCUUAUAAUACAGGCUGCUUUGAGCCACUCCUAAAAACAGGCUCUGCACGUGCUCUAAGUUGGCUGCAAACCUUAAACACUGACCAACUGGUCCCAAACUCUGACAAAUACUCCCAUUGUGCAUGCAAAAGUCUACACAACAAGGCUAUGUGAACCAGCAGCUAAAAAAUGUAAACAGUAAGCAAACAGAUGUCAGAUACCAUUAGAUCCUGUCUGAUACUGUCAGCAUGCCCUGAGUUUUAAGUAAUUCAUAAAGUUUUGUUGCUGUGUCUUUGUGCACAAAUGUUUACAUGUCUGUUAAAGCUACUGUGAGGAGUUUUUUGACAUUUAUAUAACAGCCUGAAAUUCAUAUUAAUGUCUUUUCAUGACAUCCGAAAGGAAACGAGACCAUCAGUAACAAGACUGACAGUUUCUAUGUUGUCAUUUUUGAUGCCUUAAAAUGGUGUGUGUGUGGGUGGGUGUCAGCAGAGCAGCUGAGGAAACUGCCCUGGUUUUUACAGUUUCAACAUCCAUAUUCGGAAUAAAUUAAACAUUUGACUGUCAAAAAUCAGCAGGGUGAGAUUUUUAAUUAGGCGAUAUUUAUGCAUGUAGAGGACAAAUCAAGCAAAGACGGCUUUAUCCACAGGGGGCACUGAGUUUGACACAAACUUAAAGGUCUUUGCAGGAGCUUUUAUUUGGAAAGCUUCUGCUGUGCAGCGAGAUUGUUUCUGUGGAUUUAAGGUCAACCCAUGCAACAGUAUGACUCAUAAGGUGAUUUGUGAGUGCUUUCUGUGUUUGUGAAGGCACAGGAGAUUGAGGGAAGUUAGGCAUGCUGGCUCGAGGCCAGUCCAAUCAAGUAGAAAGGUUCAAAUCUGCUGUGUAAAAACGAAUGCACCUGUCUGCAUGCGCACCUGACCCUUAAAGGGAAUGAGGGCAGACACAGUGAUUGGCCUGAUGCCCGAAACAAACCUAUGAAUAAUCAAAGAACUUAUUACAACCUCUUUUAGCCUCACUUAGUGUCUGGAUUUUGCCGUAUAUAGGAAAACAUGGUCGGAUGCACAGUCACUCACUCUGCACCAUCUGACAUUUACCUUUAAAACAUCUCUCAUUUUAAAAUAUCAACAGAUGCAAACAUUUAUUUGUGUUUCCUUCAACUUUUAGGACUUGUCAUACAUCCCGACCACUAACGAGAAGACAGUGACCUACAGGAGGGACCGCCCCCCUGACCGCCCCCUGGAGAUGCACAUCCAGGUGCCCAAAAUGCCCCUUGGUGACCCCUGGCAAUUCUAGGACAGAGGAGAGACACAAAGACUGAGAGAGAAAGAGAGAAAAGCUUCUCCUCUUCUUCCUAACAUUCAUCAAAGUUCAACCAGCUACGCGUGGAGACUGAUCGUGGUAUUAUCUUUGUAACCUCCAUGGAAUCAGAUUUUUAAAUGAAAUCCCUCAUAGACUGCGUGACAAGUGUGGCCAGUAUCCUGGAAAUCAAGAUGAAACCAAGAGCACAAAUCCCCCACCUCCUCUUCUUCCUCUGUGGCAGCAGGGCGGCUGCUCCUUUUCUCACAGGGUAAAGGGUGAUACAUUCUUGCUUUUUUAGCCACACAGCGGUUACUGCUCUAACUUAUUGGUGUGUGAGAGCGUGUUUGUUUAAGUAUGUGAGAGGGAUGGGUGCAUUCGCUGUGUUUUUGCUUUUUAUUUAUGAGCUCUUAUAGUGAAAACACUACAUGCCAGAAACUGAUUUGAGCGACACUCCAACACUCCCUGUCUUAGUCUGCCCUCUUGUGGUCAGUGUGAGGUACGACAUGUUCCUCUGAUAAUACUGUCUGCACUGACCUCAGCUGUAAUUCCUCUUAUUUUAACCCACAAAGCACACCAAUGAGUCUGUCCUUUUUUACUCCGGCUAGUUUUUCUGGUCAUUAGUGGGGUACUUUGUCUUCUUGUGAUCUUAAAUGUUACAUUUUGGUUUUGUUUACUGAUCAACUACAUUGCGAGUUACUGUUAAUGUAUUGUAUUUCUGUCAUUUUCAGUGUGUGUAUAGUUUCAUAUGAUUGUCAGUUUGAUGAUCUGGUUAGAUUUGCACUUGAACUUUGAUUUUUGCAUUAUACUACUGAAAACGGUGGGGUCUGCAGGAGCAGGAGGAGCUGUAACGGUGGGUUUAAUGGUUGGUUUGCUAUAAGUCGGGCAUUAUGAGGCAUUUAAAGCUAAUGUAACAAAUCCACAACACUGGAAUAACACAUAAUGGGCUGAAAACUGGAAACCGCAUCAACAUGUGGACUCUUUAACAGAUCUAGAACUGUCUGCAUGCAGCUGCUGAUCAUACCAGACUCAUUCUAGUGGGAACAAAAAAAGGUACGAAUUAGCUCCAACUCAUCAAACCAGAGGUCGACUUACAUCCCUCAUGCACUAGAUUCUCUAAAAAUGCUAAUUUCAUGGCGUCUUGGGAGACUUUUGCUCACCCAAUCUUGUUCCUCUUUGAUUUUUAUUUAACACAAUGUUGUUUACAGCAAAACCUGCUCUAUUUUAAUGUAAGUCAGGAACACUAAUUAUUAUUUAUUUUGAUUUUUUUCUCAUUGUAUUUAUGUUGUUUUAUUUUAUGAUAAGGUUACUUUGGUUACACAGUAGUUAGUUGGUACUGUUCGUGCUAAAUAAGAGCGCUCUCUUUAUCUCUAACCAUGAAAAUCAUUCAGCAAUAAGUGAAUCUCAUCUCAGCGGACAUAGAGUCCAGAGUAACAGCGGCACUUUUUUCUUGUAGUGUGAUGUCAAUCGACGUGACUAGUUGUGUAGCAUGAAUGUUAUCCUCACAAUAAAAAUGACUGAGAUUUUUCUUUUUUAACCAUCAAGUCCUUGAG